Messenger RNA from Momordica charantia (bitter melon), 1359 nucleotides. The record is from RefSeq and is a predicted model, not a curated record. Lineage: Eukaryota; Viridiplantae; Streptophyta; Magnoliopsida; Cucurbitales; Cucurbitaceae.
UGAAAAGGAAAAGUCAUCCAUGAAAACGUAGGAUAGAAACCCGAUUAUCGUUAUAACUGGAACUGAAAGUUCAAGCAGUAGAUUAGGAUAAAUGACCAUUCUUGCUGCUAAUAAUGGCAAGCAGUGGGUAGUGGGGGCCAGAGCCACAGAAAAAAGGGAGUAUAUUUACAAACCCACAACAAAAAAUCCACCAAUAGAACGAACUAUCCAAAUAGCUAACCAGGAAUCAAUCGAUGCUCAUGCCCAUCUCUUUGUUUUCUGAAUUUCUAGGAAACCCACCAAUUCUUUCUUUUCCUUUUGGUAUUUGGUUCUCUCUGCCACUAAACUUUCCUUUCUUCCCUCAUCAAAAACUCCCAAAUCAAAGUCCACUCUUAUCUCUUUCCAAUUCCAAUUACAGGGUUUUGGGUUUUCAUUUAUUCUCCCAGAAUCGAUGCCCUGCUUUCCGCUUUUGGCUUAACAUCAACAUGGUGAUGCUGAAUAGUUCCUUCGCUGCGUGGAUCAGCCGCUUGUUCGCUUGCAUGGGGGGUUGUUUUGGAUGCUGCACUAAGCCCACACCUAUUAUUGCUGUGGAUGAGCCAUCUAAGGGAUUAAGAAUUCAAGGACGAAUCGUUAAGAAACCUAGCAUAUCUGACGGUUUCUGGAGCACAAGCACGUGUGAUUUGGAUAAUAGCACCAUUCAAUCUCAACGAAGCAUCUCGUCUAUCAGUACAUCAAAUCUCACACUCAAUCCGAGCAAUGUUGGUGGCAGUACGAGCAACCCUUCUGAAUUUGUAAACCAUGGUCUCCUUCUCUGGAAUCAGAAUAGGCUGCAGUGGACUGGAAGUAGUAGCAAGACAACGGAUCAAACUCAACAAAGACGGAAGGCAAAAAUCAGUUGGCGUGCAACAUAUGAUAGUUUACUGGGUACAAGACAGCCUUUUCCCCAUCCAAUUCCUUUAUCCGAAAUGGUGAACUUUCUUGUGGAAGUAUGGGAGCAGGAGGGCCUCUAUGAUUGAAAAUGCCUCUUUUUUAAAAAAAAAAAGAAUUUUGGAUGCAUUUCUUGAAUCUUUAGGAAGCUUCUUUUCUCUUACCUUUAUGACUCAUCCUACAUUUUUCAGCUGUACAAAUGUAUAAACACCAUCAUGCACAUUUGGGUUUGGGACUGAGACAGAGCAGAAAUGGUAUAAAUAUUCACCAUUUUCAAAGUAUUCUCCUUUCUUUUAUUCAUUUUAUGAAUAAGAACUUCAAAAUCUGCAUCACCCUCUAAACAAAAAGGAAGCAUCGUCCUGUAUCAACUGAGAACAUUUGAGUUGUAUUGAUAUCUAUACAUUAUAUAUAGUACAACAAGUGAGGUGGGAAUCGAACUUGGUUGGAGAUAUA